Molecule: messenger RNA, 820 nt
Organism: Aureobasidium subglaciale EXF-2481
Lineage: Eukaryota; Fungi; Ascomycota; Dothideomycetes; Dothideales; Saccotheciaceae
Exons: 3
Coding region: 35-697 (220 amino acids)
Cellular component (GO): mitochondrion
Molecular function (GO): acetylpyruvate hydrolase activity
Source: RefSeq, a predicted model, not a curated record
UCUUCGUAAUGUUGCAUCCAACUGCCGCAAAAUCAUGUGCAUUGGCAGAAAUUACAUGGACCACAUCACCGAACUAGGCAACAAAAAACCCGCAAACCCCUUCUUCUUCCUCAAACCCCCAUCCUCCAUCCUCCUCAAAGGCGACGGCCCAAUCCUCCGCCCCCGCGGCGUAAACGUCCACUACGAAGUCGAACUCGGCCUAGUAAUGGGUCGUAAAGUGCGCGACCUCGAUCCAAACGACUCCAAAACAGCUUUGGAUUGCAUAGAAAGCUAUCUCCUCACCAUCGACAUGACUGGUCGUAAUGUGCAAGAGGAAGCCAAGAAAAAGGGUUUACCUUGGAGUAUUGCAAAGGGGUUUGAUACUUUUUUGCCCAUUGCCGGGCCGAUUUCGAAAGAUCAGGUCAAGGAUCCUCAUAAUAUUGAGUUGUUUUUGAGUGUUAAUGGGGAGAUGAAGCAGAAUGAUAAUACCAAUCUCAUGCUGUUCCAGAUUCCUAGGCAGUUGGCUGAUAUCAGUAGAGUCAUGACUCUGGAGAAGGGAGACAUCAUUUUGACUGGAACUCCCAAGGGCGUGGGUGCUGUCAAGACUGGAGACGUCAUUAGAGCUGGUAUGCGUGUGGAUGGAAAGGAAAUUGAGGAAGCUAGCAUUGAGGUCGAGGUCAAGGAUCGCGACGGUCCUUAUGAGUUUGCUGAGACAUGAGAAAGCUAGGUAGAACCAUCCUUGCUUUUGUACAUAUCCCCUCUACAGCAAAGAGCGAACAUCUGUUCAUAUUACCACAAAAGCCAGAGCUUUAUGUCUGUAUUGUACUUCCUCUUCCAUUCU